UGCGCAUGGUGUCUCUUCCUUUUUUCCAGUGCAGCGGAGUCAAGCUACAGUCUUUGGCUCCGGGCUCCUUCAUAAGGAGACAGAAAGACUGCAAAAAUGGGUUUUGUCAAAGUAGUGAAGAACAAGUCCUACUUCAAGAGGUACCAGGUCAAAUUCAGGAGGAGGAGAGAGGGAAAGACUGACUACUUCGCCCGCAAGCGCCUGGUCGUGCAAGAUAAGAACAAGUACAACACACCCAAGUACCGUAUGAUCGUCAGGUUCUCCAACCGAAACAUCUGCUGCCAGAUCGCCUAUGCCAAGAUCGAGGGCGACAUGAUCGUGUGCGCGGCCUACUCGCACGAGCUGCCCAAGUACGGGGUCACCGUGGGGUUGACCAACUACGCUGCAGCCUACAGCACUGGGCUGCUGUUGGCCCGUCGGCUGCUGAGCAAGUUCGGCCUGGACAAGGUGUACGAAGGCCAGGUCGAAGUGACGGGCGACGAGUUCAACGUGGAGAGCGUCGACGGGAAGCCAGGCGCGUUCACCUGCUACCUGGAUGCCGGACUUGCCAGAACCACCACCGGCAACAAGGUGUUCGGCGCCCUGAAGGGGGCUGUGGACGGAGGCCUGUCCAUCCCACACAGCACCAAGCGCUUCCCUGGCUACGACACAGAGAGCAAGGAGUUCAACGCCGAAGUUCACCGCAAGCACAUCAUGGGCGUCAACGUGUCCGAGUACAUGACCUACCUGUUGGAAGAGGACGAGGACGCGUACAAGAAGCAGUUCUCCCGCUUCAUCAAGAACGGCGUGGCCCCUGAGGCGAUUGAGGAAAUGUACAAAAAGGCUCAUGCUGGAAUUCGUGAGAAUCCAAUCCAUGAAAAGAAGGUGCCCAAAGAAGUCAAGAAGAAGAGAUGGAACCGUGCCAAGCUUUCUCUGGCCCAGAGGAAGGACCGCGUCGCCCAGAAGAAGGCCAGCUUCCUCCGCGCUCAGGAAAAGGAGGAUGCCGAGUGAGGCGUCGGCCUGCUCCGUUCCUCACGUGGCAAUUUGUUCUAAUAAAUCUAUCGAAAAAGA
Messenger RNA from Pseudoliparis swirei, 1050 nucleotides. RefSeq names its product 60S ribosomal protein L5-B. The record is from RefSeq and is a predicted model, not a curated record. Gene Ontology annotation, biological process: translation; ribosomal large subunit assembly. The transcript has 8 exons. NCBI's taxonomy places the organism in Eukaryota, Metazoa, Chordata, Actinopteri, Perciformes, Liparidae. Gene Ontology annotation, molecular function: 5S rRNA binding; structural constituent of ribosome. Gene Ontology annotation, cellular component: ribosome; cytosolic large ribosomal subunit. The coding region runs from base 97 to 990 and encodes 297 amino acids.